ACUCCGCACACUGUGCCCACCUGCGCCAGGAUGCCAGACGCCAUGCUCCCCGCCUGCUUCCUGGGCCUGCUGGCCUUCACCUCUGCCUGCUACUUCCAGAACUGCCCGCGGGGCGGCAAGAGGGACUUGUCUGACCUGGAGCUGAGACAGUGUCUCCCCUGCGGCCCCGGGGGCAAAGGGCGCUGCUUCGGGCCCAGCAUCUGCUGCGGCGACGAGCUGGGCUGCUUCGUGGGCACGGCCGAGGCGCUGCGCUGCCAGGAGGAGAACUACCUGCCGUCGCCCUGCCAGUCGGGCCACCAGCCGUGCGGGAGCGGGGGCCGCUGCGCCGCCGCCGGCUUCCACCGCCGCGCCCGCGCCAGCGACCGGAGCAACGCGACCCAGCUGGACGGGCCGACCGGCGCCUUGCUGCUGCGCCUGGUGCAGCUGGCGGGGGCGCCCGAGCCCGCGGAGCCCGUCCCGCCCGGCGUCUACUGA
Messenger RNA from Leptonychotes weddellii (Weddell seal), 474 nucleotides. NCBI's taxonomy places the organism in Eukaryota, Metazoa, Chordata, Mammalia, Carnivora, Phocidae. The record is from RefSeq and is a predicted model, not a curated record.